ACCCCUGCUUCGUCGAUUGAUGGCGAGCCUAAAAUCGACGAACGAUGUGUCAACCGGCUGUCAAAAGCUAGAUUUCGUGCGAGUGUGAAACCGACUUUAUCCUUCUCUACUUCCGUGGUUCUUGCAUCAAUCUGUCACAAAAAUGACUAAGAAGAGGCGUAAUGGAGGACGCUGCAAGCACAACCGCGGCCACGUCAAGGCCGUGCGUUGCACCAAUUGCGCCCGCUGCGUCCCGAAGGAUAAGGCGAUCAAGAAGUUCGUGAUCCGGAACAUCGUCGAAGCCGCUGCCGUUCGUGAUAUUUCGGAUGCUUCCUGCUACAACUCCUACGUUCUGCCCAAACUUUACGCAAAAUUGCACUACUGCGUAUCGUGCGCCAUUCACUCGAAGGUGGUCCGUAACCGAUCGAAGGAAGCUCGCCGAAUCCGUACGCCACCCCAGCGGGCGUUCCCCAAGGACAUGAACCGCCAACAGAACGCUCAGCGCAAGUAAAUCGUCGUUAUCGCUGCUAAGUCGUGUCGAGUUGUGCAAAAACCGAUACCACAAUACCGAACGACGAACAUGGCGAAUUUGGCAUCUCCCGGGAUGUUAAUUCCAGGGUAAGCCAAUUGGCCAGUGUUUGGCGCUCGCAAACAAGUUGUAUUUGGAUUAACAUGGUCGCUUAAGGAGGAUAAAUGGAGGAAAAACAUUGAAAAUAAGAUUUACAAAAACCAAA
Aedes aegypti (yellow fever mosquito) is the source of this 713-nucleotide messenger RNA. RefSeq names its product 40S ribosomal protein S26 (gene RpS26). Gene Ontology annotation, cellular component: ribosome; cytosolic small ribosomal subunit. Gene Ontology annotation, molecular function: mRNA binding; structural constituent of ribosome. Gene Ontology annotation, biological process: translation. The transcript is spliced from 3 exons. Bases 143 to 490 code for a protein of 115 amino acids. NCBI's taxonomy places the organism in Eukaryota, Metazoa, Arthropoda, Insecta, Diptera, Culicidae. The record is from RefSeq and is a predicted model, not a curated record.